UCUCAGCAAAUUUGAGUAAAGCAGGAUAAAAGAAAUCACUGUUGUCACCUUGCCUGUGCUGGUAUUGGAACACUUUCUUCUGACCUUUUCCCAUCAUGGUAGUGGAGGAAGAAAAUGGGCACUAAACAUGCCGUGCUUAUUUAUCUAUAUGAAAGGUAACUUUCGUCUUGCUUGCAGUUCAGGGGUUUAUAGAAUCAAAUGGUAAGUGCUUAAUGUAGACCCAUGAGAGAUUUUAGGAGUGGAAUACUAGAAAGCAUUAUGUAUUCAACUGUGUUUGAGAAGGAGGGUAGGUAUUUGCAGUGAUGCUGGAGGUUUAACUUUUUUGCGUACCACUGCAAAUAUGGAGUUUUUAGGCACCAGUCCAGUACUGCCAAAAGCCAAAAUGGCUGGUUUCAAAGCUUUAUAACUUCCCUAAAAUUCAGUUACACUCCUCCCUCCCCCAGAUCCUUCAGAAGCACCAGCAAUAGCUAGUCUAAGGCAGUGCCUCAUUUCUAAUACCGAAAAGAACCGAUGUUAUAAUACUUCCUCAUUUCUCAGCAUCUGGCCAUCUGCAGCUUUCUCACACCCAUCUGAGAUUGUCACAUUUAGCAAAACUCUUGCUGGAAAGGUCACAAACCACCAUACAAACUUCAAAAACUAGCAGUGACAUGUAUCAGUGAUAUAUUUCAGAGAUGAACUUUGGGCAAUCUGGAAGAUGCCAGCCCAUGAAAUCAUAACUCUUCCAGAAGUGGCUUGAUAGGAGCUCAGCAGUGAGAAUUAUCUCCUGUUCGAGGUGAUACGAUGGUGUGUGGAGCGGCACAUCUUAUUAGGAUAGCGCGACAGACUGUGAUACAAACAGCUUUCACUACUUCGUAUCUGAUGUCUGUGACCCCUGCCUGAAUCCUAGUUAACAGGGCAUAAUUAACAUCAUGGUUUGAUUUUCAGUGUACAACAUAAAUAAAAAUAACAUUUUGUGUGGCCUGGUGGUUAAAGAUGCCUGUGCUUAUUUUGUAUUGACUCAAUCUCCAGAUUUAACUUUAUUCCAUGUCCUGGGGCAGCUACUUCAUUUCAGGGCAGGUAGAAUGAGCAGGGAAGAGGCCCUUUCAGUAGGGGAUUUCUAACGUGAGUUAUGGCAGAGCUCAGAUUCUUCUGUAUUGAAAGCAAAAGUAGCAUGUGAAGUCUUUGAAGUGUGAAUGCACUUGAUUGCUAAUUGCAUGGGUUUGUAUUUCUGUCAGGUGACCUGAUCUCCUGGGAUGUCAGCUGAAAAGGUGCAUGGCGGUGUAGAUCUGGUAUAAGUUCAUUCUUUGUCCUCUCAAUACUUGUCGUGAGUGGUCACCAUAAAAUGGAUACUUUGGGCAGUCUCCUUCCUCCCAUGGUUGGAAACGGUGAUGUGGCUAAUUCGCAAGAACUGCAAAAACUUCUGAUUGAUGAAAAGAUGCGAUGUGAGCACCAUAAAGCAAAUUAUCAAACUCUAAAGGCAGAACAUAUAAGGUUACAGGAGGAAUAUACAAAAUCACAAGAUGAACUGAAGCGGUUGUUAGCUGAAAAGCAGACUGUACAUGAAAAAUUCCAGUUUCUUCUUGCUGAAUAUAGAGAGGAGCUGUUGGGUAAAACACAAGAGUUGGAGAGACUGAAGAUGCAGGUCCUAACUCCUCAGAAAUUAGAGCUGUUAAAAGCACAAAUACAGCAGGAAUUGGAAUCUCCUAUGACAGAACGUUAUCGGAAACUAGAAAAUGAAGUGGAAAAAUACAGAACAGAAUAUAACAAACUUCGUUAUGAACAUACUUUUCUGAAAUCAGAAUUUGAACAUCAAAAGGAAGAACAUGCACGUAUUUUAGAAGAGAAGAAAAUAAAAUAUGAGGCAGAGGUUGCAAGGCUGGAGAAAGAUAAAGAAGAACUCCAUAAUCAGCUGCUCAGUGUUGAUCCCACGAGGGACAGUAAACGUGUGGAGGUACUCUCCAGAGAAAAGGCACAACUGUAUCAGAAAUUAAAAGGCUUAGAAGCAGAAGUAGAAGAACUGAGAGCUGAAAGAGACAAUUGUGGUGCACAAGCAGAAAGUGUUCAAAGAAUACAAGUCCGACAGUUAGCUGAGAUGCGGACUCUGACGAGGUCUCUAGAGGCAGAAAAGAAGUCAGCUGAACAACAGAUUGAUCGAGUUGAGAAAGAAUUGCAGAUGAGUCAUGAGCAGAACAUUCUUUUAACUAGCAAACUUCACAAAUCUGAAAGAGAAGUCAAUUCUUUAACUGCUAAAGUAGAAGAACUUAAACAUUCACACAAAUUAGAAGUAACAAAUGUCAAACUGGAGGCAGCAAGAACAAAAAGUGAAGCAGAAAGAGAGAGAAACAAGAUUCAAAGUGAAAUGGAUGGAUUGCUGUCAGACAAGGAAAUUCUUAAGGCAGCUGUUGAGCGUCAUAAGGUGCUUUUAGUAGAAAAGGAUCGAGAGCUAAUUCGUAAAGUGCAAGCUGCUAAAGAGGAAGUUUUUGAAAAAAUUGCAGCCUUACAAGAUGAAAAGUUAGAACUUGAGAACAGAUUAGCCGAUCUAGAGAAGAUGAAACUGGAACAAGAUACUUGGAGACAAACUGAAAAGGAUCAGUAUGAAGAGAAGCUACGUGUUGUACAGGUGGCAGAAGAAUCUAGCAAAAAGGAACUUCAGCGUCUGCGAUUAAAGAUUCAACAGCAAGCUAUGCAGGCAGAGGAGCUAGAAGAGAAGAAACGUGAAAGUGGCGAUCUAAAACAGCAAAUUCAAGACAUGCAACUCCAAGUUGCUUCACUUUCUCAGUCAGAAAAUGAUUUGCUGGAUUCUAAUCAGAAGCUGAAGGAAACAAUAGAAAGAUUGAGACAAGAAUGUCAAAACGCCAGGACUCAGGCAGAAAAAGCUCAACUGGAAACAGAGAAGACUUUAGAAUACAAACGUAUUGAAUGGCUGGAGGAGAAGCACAUGCUUACUCAGCGCAUCACAGAGAAAGAGGAGAAAUACAACGAAGCAAAGAACAAGCUAUGUCGAGCUGCUGUUGCUCAGAAAAAGAGAAAGACGCUCAAUGACAAUAAACAGAGGAGGAUGCAAGAGAAACUACAGCUUUUGGAAGCCAAGAUAGAAGAACUAGAAAAAGAAAAUAAUGUGCUAAAUAGGCAGAAUGUGUCCUAUGAAGAAUAUGCGCGCCUCCAGAAGAGACUAAAGGACUUGCAACGUAGACACAAUGAGUUCCGGAGUUUAAUUUUGAAUCCUAACAUACCAUCACUCAAUCCAGCCAGUGUAAUGUCAUCGUCUGCCUUGCCUCCUGGGCCCGAAGCGUCCUUCCCCCUCCUUCAGGAGGAACAGCAUCAAAGAGAGCUUUCCCUGCUUCGCAAGCGUCUGGAAGAACUAGAGACCACACAGAGAAAACAGCUGGAAGAGCUUGGACCGUCUAGAGAGCGAGUAGCAGUGGGAGCAUACAGGGGCUUAGCCAGAAACAAGAUAGCUGAGGAAGGUGAUGCACAAGGAGAGGACUCCAAAUAAAACCUGUGCAUUCUGCGGAGUGGUGGUCUUCGGUAGCUUAUCAUUCGUACGUGCUUUUGGUGUUCUGCCAAACCAUGACUGUAUGUGCCUGGAUUGCGUAAAAAAUACUCUGCAUAGUUUUGUAUUUAUUUUUGAUAGACUGUUUAAAUUAUCAAAUAUAAUGUUUUCUAAACAAAAUCAUUGUAAGAGUAACUGCAUUUCAAAAAUAUCUUUAUAAAUGGUGUAAAAGUAUUUGGAAGUCAAAACCUGAAAUCUUGUUGCACAAAACUUUAAAGAACAUUUUGGCAAGGUUUGUGUUGUGCUGAAAUGUUGACAUUUGAAAUAUAAAUUAAGAUCCAAUUUUCUGGAAAAAUCCUAAAAUAAUGUAGUUGAUAAUAUCCUCUGACUCCUUUGAUGUAGAAGUUAUUGUAUCAGUGUGGAAUUCUGCUGGGUUGGUAUUUGGAUUGCUAACCAGUUAUCAUCUACAUUUGGAAUGUUAUUUUGAAGUUCCUAUGCAUGUAGACAGGAUGAAAUGAAUUGAAAAAGUGAUGAAAACUUUUUGCUACUCUUGUCAACGUGCCUCUUGUAUUUUUUAUAAUGGGCAGAAGCAAUAAUCAUUUUUUUAAUAAUGUAGUGAAGUAUAACAAGUUGCCUUCACAUUAUGAAAAUAAGUUUGUAUCUGUUGCUACUGUAAUUUGUUUACUCCACUACAAUAAAAUCUAUUUAUUCAAGGUU
Molecule: messenger RNA, 4189 nt
Organism: Oxyura jamaicensis (ruddy duck)
Lineage: Eukaryota; Metazoa; Chordata; Aves; Anseriformes; Anatidae
Gene: CEP83
Product: centrosomal protein 83
Exons: 15
Coding region: 1322-3475 (717 amino acids)
Cellular component (GO): centrosome
Source: RefSeq, a predicted model, not a curated record